CCGUCUCCCUGGACCGAGCUCCGGACUCAAACCCCCCACGUUAGAGAGCCAGGACUUUACCUGAAGUAAUACAACCGGGUUUGUUCUCUCUCCCCCCCGUUCUCCCCCCCUUUCUCCCUCUCUCUUUCUCUCUCUUUCUCUCUUUCUCCCUCCGCGGAACAUGACGGAGCUGAGGAAGCGAGGCGGAGACGGCGGCGGAGACCGGGACAGCACCGACAAUAUCAGCGACAAGGAGGCCGACGGCGAUGACAGGCUGGGCUUUCAAGGCGACGCAGACGGAGAAUGCGACGGCGACUCCAAAGCAGACACUCCAGACGUUCCUCUGUCCACAGCGGACACAGACAACACUCCACAGUACCUGAACAAAGCUCUGGAGGGCCUGCCGCCCAGAUGGAAGAACUACUGGAUACGAGGGGUUCUGUCUCUGGCCAUGAUUUCAGGCUUCUUCCUCAUCAUCUAUAUGGGACCUGUCACUCUAAUAUUAGUGGUCAUGACCGUCCAAAUCAAGUGCUUCCAAGAAAUCAUCACCAUCGGCUACAGAGUUUACCAUUCCUACGAGCUGCCCUGGUUCAGGACUCUGAGCUGGUACUUCCUGAUUUGUGUCAACUACUUCUUCUAUGGGGAAACUGUUGCAGAUUACUUCGGGGCUCUGGUGCAGAGGGAGGAGCCUCUGCAGUUCCUGGCUCGCUAUCACCGCUUCAUCUCCUUCGCCUUGUACCUCGCAGGUUUCUGCAUGUUUGUGCUGAGUUUAGUGAAGAAACAUUACCGCCUGCAGUUUUAUAUGUUUGCGUGGACCCAUGUGACCCUGUUGAUUGUGGUAACUCAGUCGCACCUUGUCAUUCAGAACCUGUUUGAAGGAAUGAUCUGGUUCAUUGUCCCGAUCUCCAUCGUCAUCUGCAAUGACAUCAUGGCCUACCUGUUUGGCUUCUUCUUCGGGAGGACUCCACUGAUCAAGCUCUCACCCAAGAAAACCUGGGAAGGCUUCAUCGGAGGGUUCUUCGCCACCGUGGUCUUUGGCUUCAUCCUGGCCUACCUCCUGUCUCAGUUCCAGUACUUUGUGUGUCCGGUGGGCUUAAACAGUGAGACCAACGGGUUUACAGUUGAGUGUGAGCCUUCGGAUAUGUUUGUGAUGCAGGAGUACACUCUUCCUGCUGUGGUGCAGAACACACUGAAUUGGAAAACGGUGAACCUCUACCCCUUCCAGAUCCACAGCCUCUUCCUCUCGUCCUUCGGGUCUCUCAUCGGGCCUUUCGGCGGCUUCUUUGCCAGCGGCUUCAAGCGAGCCUUCAAAAUAAAAGACUUUGCCAACACCAUCCCGGGCCACGGCGGCAUCAUGGAUCGAUUCGACUGUCAGUACCUGAUGGCCACCUUCACCCACGUCUACAUAGCCAGCUUCAUCAGAGGACCGAACCCCAGCAAAGUGCUCCAGCAGCUGUUGAUGCUUCAGCCUGGACAGCAGCUCGGCAUCUUCCACACUCUGCACUCCCACCUGAGGGAGAGAGGCAUGCUCCCCCCCGCCGCUGCCAGGGCCCAAUGAAAAGGACGACUGACGAGAGUGUGUGUGUGCAUGUGUUUUGUGUGCAUGUCUGUAAGCAUUCACACACACACACGCUCUUUUAAGGUACGGCGUCGGCUCUUCAUUCGACUUCCAACCAGCUCCAAAUCAUGACUUUGAAACCUGAGGUGACUCUCCAAACUUCAUGGAACAACCUUGUAGUAACAAAAAAACACAAUACCGACAAUAACAACAAACACGGCGGCUUCGUUUCUCUCCACUUGGACCGACACGUAAACUACAACACGCUUCACGAAGCCUAACGGCCCCCAUCCUAAAAGCAAACAGACUGAAGAUGAAAUGUUUUAUCGGACUCUGAAGCACACAGCUUUUUCUCAGCGUGGUUGGAUGGCGGAUGUGCAGUUUUCCUUUUUUGUGGACGGCAGAUAUUGCACUGACUGUAGCUGAACAGACGGUUUUUAAAGGAAGCUUUUACCGGACCUGAAGUGGACCUGAGCUACCGCUAACAAGACUGUUGAGAUUUGUCUUUCUGGGGCGAAGCAAUGAUGCAGCAGAGGGGUUUUUGUCAGAAUCCUGUAGACAGACACUGUUUUUAUACACUAUGCUCUAUUUAACGGUCCUAACCUCACCGCAUAAUGAAAACAUGUAGCAUGUACGCGAGUCCCGUCUCGGGCUUCUGCUGAACAAAGCCAUGUUUAUUCUCUUCUUCCACGGCGUGAAAACUUGUAGCUUUUAGGUUUCUGUCUGAAUCUGAAAAUAACUUGCACAAGUAAAAGUCAAUGCAGGUUGACUGUAGGCAUGUAGAGCAUCAGCACUCGAGUUAAUGUACUGUACAUAAAUAUACUGAAAAUAUUUAGCUGAACAAAAUACCUAAUACUAGUACUAUAACUACUUGUGUGACCUGC
Molecule: messenger RNA, 2421 nt
Organism: Anoplopoma fimbria (sablefish)
Lineage: Eukaryota; Metazoa; Chordata; Actinopteri; Perciformes; Anoplopomatidae
Gene: cds1
Product: CDP-diacylglycerol synthase (phosphatidate cytidylyltransferase) 1
Exons: 13
Coding region: 161-1537 (458 amino acids)
Cellular component (GO): endoplasmic reticulum membrane
Molecular function (GO): phosphatidate cytidylyltransferase activity
Source: RefSeq, a predicted model, not a curated record